Messenger RNA from Clarias gariepinus (North African catfish), 2044 nucleotides. RefSeq names its product transmembrane protein 115 (gene tmem115). The transcript has 3 exons. The record is from RefSeq and is a predicted model, not a curated record. The coding region runs from base 432 to 1514 and encodes 360 amino acids. NCBI's taxonomy places the organism in Eukaryota, Metazoa, Chordata, Actinopteri, Siluriformes, Clariidae. Gene Ontology annotation, cellular component: Golgi apparatus; membrane. Gene Ontology annotation, biological process: retrograde vesicle-mediated transport, Golgi to endoplasmic reticulum.
UGGCGUUUGUGCUUAUCGCAGUGUUGGGUACAGCUGGGAGUGCCUUGCAGCAGAGCAAGCGUAUUUUCCUUACACGUCAACGUGUAGCUUACGGAAUAUAUAUAUACGGAUGUAUAGUCGUUGAGACAUUGGACUGACACGUUGGACGGGUGUUUCGUGUUUCACGGACGUCCAAAUCGAUCAAAAUUCUUUCUCGAGGCCUAGUGGAAGAAGUAAAUCCUCGGGCUAACCUGCGCGCUCCGGUCGGGAUGACAGGACAUGUUGCCGGUGAGAGCUGUUGAAGAAAAGUAUGCUGUUUUCUGACGGGGCUGUCAUGCUGCUUAUGGAUGUCAGGGUUUAAACUCAUUGCGCUCUCCUCUGCACCCUGUUGAUAACCCUGCUCCUCUAAAAGGCGCACCCUUACAGCUGAAGACAAAUCAAACCUGCCAAACAUGAACCGAUAUUUGCCGGUGGCACGGCAGCACUUCCUGACUGCUCUAGCCAGCACGAGUGUGGUGGUGAAAUGUAUAUGUGUCACCGUGUUUGUGCUUUACCUCAUCUCGUGGCUGGCAGACACACACGUGGCUCUCGGAAUCACGCCUGGAUACCUCUUUCCCCCCAACUUCUGGAUCUGGACUUUAUUGACGCAUGGCGUGGUGGAGCAGCACAUGUGGGACGUAGUUUUAAAUCUGGGAACCGUGAUCAUUGCGGGGAGACUGCUGGAGCCUCUCUGGGGUGCUCUGGAGUUACUUGUCUUCUUUGUGGUGGUGAACAUUGCUGCUGGUUUGCUUUCAGGCCUCUCCUAUGUUCUCGCCUAUGCUGCCACCUUUGACCUAGGCUACCUGUUUGAUGUCCACAUCAGCGGCGCUCCGGCGUUUCUCGGCGCCGUCCUGGUAGCACUAAAGCAGACGUCAGGUGACACGACUGUGCUCCGAGUGCCUCAGAUUCGUCUGAAGGCAGCCCCAGCACUGGUCCUGCUAGCCUUAGCUAUCUUGCGGCUAGCUGGGCUGCUGGAGAACUCUGCGUCUGUGGUGGCCUGCAGCUAUGGUGCAUUAGUAGGCUGGGUAUACUUGCGCUUCUACCAGAGGCACAGUCGUGGGCGUGGCGACAUGUCGGACCACUUUGCCUUCGCUUCCUUCUUCCCAGAGGCACUUCAGCCUGCAGUGGGCUUCAUUGCCAGCCUGGUGCAUGCUGCCCUUGUCAAGAUGAAGGUGUGUCGCAAGAUGGUGAAGCGCUACGAUGUCGGCGCACCGUCAUCCAUCACGAUCAGCCUGCCUGGCACAGACCCACAGGAUGCUGAGAGGAGACGGCAGCUUGCGCUGAAGGCUCUGAACGAGCGUCUGAAGCGAGUGGAAGAUCAGUCCGCUUGGCCCAGCAUGGAGGACGAGGAAGACAACGACGAAGACGAAGUUCGGACAGAUGCUCCCCUGCUCCCAACCCGUGACCCGUCGCCACCGACUCCCAGCACUACCCAGAAUUCCACAGGGCAAGAGUCGAGCAUCAUAAGCUUUGAAGACGCCCCCACUCACUCCUAACAGACACGUGCGCGCGCGCACACACACACAUGUACACAGGUACAGCAACUGUCGAGUGUGAAUCGGACAAACAGGAUCACAACGCCUGCCAAAGAGGCGGUGAUGAUUUACCUUUUGAGGGCAAGAUGGCUUGCCAUAGGUAGUUUAUAAAUCUUGCUCUGUUCUGAUAAACGCUCUUACACAAUCAAGACCACGCACACACUGAUGUGUUCAGCUUAGACAGUGUACAGAUGAACUUUUCUAAAAGUGUGGAACCGUGGCCCUCCUUUUUUUUUUUUUUUUUUUUUUUUGUUGCUAUGUUCAAACAAGAUCUUCACAUCUGUGUGUGUGUGUGUGUUUAUGCGAGUAUGUGUGUGUUUGUACUUGUAUGUGUGUGCAUAAGGAUUCAGGAAAGAGUUUGUUCUAAUUAAGUAUGUCAUCUGCUGCUGGCAAAAACUACUAGGCUGUAGAGUUGGCUUAUGGGUAACUCCUAGCUUUUUAAGCUUUUACCCCCUCCCCCCCUCACCCCAGCAGCAGGUUACAGUUAAGCA